Messenger RNA from Plasmopara halstedii, 413 nucleotides. RefSeq lists its product as uncharacterized. The transcript is spliced from 2 exons. NCBI's taxonomy places the organism in Eukaryota, Oomycota, Peronosporomycetes, Peronosporales, Peronosporaceae. The record is from RefSeq and is a predicted model, not a curated record. The annotation marks the transcript as partial.
AUGAGUCUCAAGCUCGUAGCCUUCGCUGCAACGUGUGUUCUGCAGGCAUUUUCCUUCAAAAGACAUGAGGUGUCUAAAUGGUCUCCCUGUCCCCUGUUCUCCAAUGGUCUCGAAGACAAAACAUUAAUACCGACGGUUGAGUGUGGCAAAUUUUCGGCACCUCUGUGCUAUUCUGACAUCUGUACAGCACCUGAGAGUGUAAACCAGACUGUUGAACUUUUUGUGAAACGAUUUCCUGCCUCUAAUCCCGAGACUGCGAUUAAUAUAUGGAUUCGUGGGCGUCAGGAACUAUCUGCGUUUCUGCUAAAUAAUGAACUAAACACAAAUGGAAAUGUCUAUGUGAUGGUUGUUCGAGGAAGCGGAAAGAGUACGAUUCUGGAUUGUGGAGUGACAACAAGCGAUUCAGAUUUUGA